Cynoglossus semilaevis (tongue sole) is the source of this 967-nucleotide messenger RNA. It is a transcript of the gene smim7, whose product is annotated as small integral membrane protein 7. The record is from RefSeq and is a predicted model, not a curated record. Lineage: Eukaryota; Metazoa; Chordata; Actinopteri; Pleuronectiformes; Cynoglossidae. Bases 62 to 289 code for a protein of 75 amino acids. The transcript has 5 exons.
CUUUCUCCCUUUGACGUGGCCGGAAGCCGGAAGCAAAUCUCUGUUAUGUGAAGAAAGCAAGAUGAUCGCGGAUCUCUUAAUAUUCGGGACUUUACUGGUGAAUGCAGGGGCUGUACUGAACUUCAAGCUAAAAAGGAAAGAUUCCCAAGGAUUUGGCGAUGAGCCGAGAGUGCCAACAACAGGUGACAAUAUCAGAGAAUUCCUUCUCAGCCUGCGAUACUUCCGGAUUUUCAUUGCGUUAUGGAACAUCUUUAUCAUGUUCUGCAUGAUCGUAUUAUUUGGUUCAUGAUCACCGACUACAGGAAUCUGAAACGUGCAUUUUUGAAACAGACAGUCUAAAUAUAUCUGAUGGGAUGGGUUUUUGGUUUGUUUUAGUCAAUUAAACUAUAAAAAUGUUCCAUUUUAUUCACCACGCUACAUUUUUGGAUCUAUUUCUGGCUAUGUGGAAAAUAUUGACUUGUUUUCAACUUGGUUUAAUCAUUAAUUAUGAUCAAUGCUGCCUUUUUCACCACACGUGUGAGUCAUUUUCUACGUUACCAUAUAAACGCAUAUUAGAAUAUUUUUGUUCUGCAAGCUGAUUGUAAACCUUCAACAGAUGACAGCACGCGGUACACGAGCAUAUAAACAACCCUGCCCUCUGCUGGUAAUGUGUUGCCAUGUGCUCUAUAUGGUUUAUUGUACAGUAGUUAAAGCUUUAGACAGCAAUAGGAAUUAAAUGAUAAAUGAUUUUAUCUAGCACAAUUUUCUCAUGAGUAACGUUCAGUCCCUUACACAUUAUAAAGAGAUACUGUAGGUCUUUCUGAAAUGUCCAUAAUUCAACCUACAAAGACAAUAAUGUCAAGGCUGGUUCCAGAAGUCAGAACGAUCUCUGACACAUAAUAAGUAAUGUCACCCUAAAUGGCUCUCCAUUUUUCUCAACUAAUGUCGUGGAUUAUUUACAUUUUCUUUGACCUUAGACACCUUUUAC